Molecule: messenger RNA, 1840 nt
Organism: Pecten maximus
Lineage: Eukaryota; Metazoa; Mollusca; Bivalvia; Pectinida; Pectinidae
Product: thioredoxin-like protein 4B
Exons: 3
Coding region: 65-514 (149 amino acids)
Biological process (GO): mRNA splicing, via spliceosome
Cellular component (GO): U4/U6 x U5 tri-snRNP complex; spliceosomal complex; U5 snRNP
Source: RefSeq, a predicted model, not a curated record
GCUUCCGGUUUUGGUAACAUAACGUAAAGAGACCAAGAGACGCGGUGCUUUUAUCUGAGUGAGAAUGAGCUUUCUCCUCCCGUCACUCAAUUCUAAAAAGGAUAUCGAUGAUGUCAUCCGAAAUACAGCAGAUAAAAUUGUGGUUCUUCGCUUUGGCCGGCAGUAUGACGUAACUUGCCUUCAGUUAGACCAAAUACUUGAGAAGAGUUCCGCUGAUUUGGGUAACAUGGCGGUGAUAUAUACCGUGGAAGUUGAUGAGGUACCAGUGUACAGACGAUAUUUUGACAUCACCCUCAUCCCAUCCACCAUCUUCUUCUUCAACUCUCAGCACAUCAAAGUCGACUGGGAGACGGCUGAUCACACCAAAUUCAUUGGAAGUUUCAAGACCAAGCAAGAUUUCCUUGAUGUUGUGGAGGUGAUAUAUCGGGGAGUGAUGAAAGGGAAAGUCAUGAUCCGUAGUCCCUUAGACCCUCGCUCAGUUCCCAAGUAUGAACUCAUCUACAAGGACAUAUGAGAGAAUACAUGUUCAUGUAUUUGAGCAAAAGUCUCCAGUAAAAAUCGGACUGGUACAUAUCCGACAUCUGAGCCAGUUCCAAGUACCUCAAGGGACAAUUACACCGACGAAAAUUAAACUCUGGGUGUUGUUGGUGAAGUAUAUUUGACAUUUGAGUCACCUCAAGUGUCUCAUCCAACAUCUGAGCUAGUUCAAUUACCUCAAGGAAAAUUAACGUGACAUUUAAACUGAUGUCAUCGUUUAAUUACAUCUACGACAUUUGAGGUGACAUGGAGUGUAUCUUCCGACAUUUGAGCUAGUUCAAUUACCUCAAGGAAAAUUAACAUGACAUUUAAACUGAUGUCAUCGGUUUAUGACAUCUACAACAUUUCAAGUGUCUCAUCCGAAAUCUGAGCGAGUUCAAAUACCAUAAAGGAAAAUGUCAAUACCUAAAAGAUUUGAACUCUGGUACCGGUGUCUCAAGUAAAUAACAUUAAAGGGUUUAGGACACAUAGGGUAUUUUUCCAUUUUCUGUUAGCCCGACCCCAUAAAUGUUGGCUGACACAGGUUUUACCUCGCCUUACAAUGCUGUUUAUCUAUUUUAGGCCAGUAGGGGGAUAUUGCUGCUGGCUGAAAAAUUUUAAUGAGCUAGGUGGUCACGUGGUCCAACGCGUCAUCUGGUUCACCUCACCAGUAUCACUAGGCUAAAAUCUGCCUUGUUAUAUGCAUUUAUAGAGGGAAACUUCAAAGAGCCCCAUAUUAUUUUGUAAACAUUGAAAGCAAUGACAGUGAAUGUCCUGAUUUUAUCAUCUUACAUGUUUAGAUUUUCUUUCCACACCUCAUGUCUGUAACUGUAUAAUCAAAAUAGUAGACUAGCGGACAAUAUCAUAACCUUGGUAAUUUACUAAUAUCACAUGUCAUCUUUAAAAAAAAAAUAUUUUAAAAACUCAAACAAUGGAAUAUACACUAUAUAGGUCUACUCAGAGAUGUAAAUAUCACAUAUGUGAUAUAUACAUCUCUGGUCUACUAUACAGUGAGGUGACAAAAUGAUCUCACUUGUGCAGUCUUUUUACGGUGAUUAAUUUUCCUAGCCUUGUUAACCAUUUUAUUUUUGGCAUAAAAAUAUCCAUUUCUUAAUUUUGCAAGAUAAAGAUUUGAUAAAAAUGCAGUAGUUUGAAAUACAGUUGUCUCAUCCUGAUACAAUUUAAUUAGAUAGUACGUAAUCACAGAACUGAUUUUUUUUAUCUAAGACGAUACACAGGUUGUUUGUACAGUGAACUUUGAGGAUUUCCUUUGUACAUAUUAAAUCAAGAAUUUUUACAUAUUGGUUGAAAUUAAAGCGUCCAG